CACAACCCAUUUCACAUCUCUCUUCAAUAUCCCAAUUAUUUCUCUCUUAGUGUUAAAAGCAAAAUUAACUGUAAAUGGGUGGUGGUGGAGCUACAAAGUCUACUUCAAAUGGUAAUGGACCAACUAGAGUUAGAAAGAGAGUUGAAGUUGAAUCUGCUGCUAAUGCUACUCUUAAACGUGCUAAAGAUGGCUCCGCUUUCGCUCGUUGUGAAGAAUGCAGCAAAGAUGUACCCAUUGCAUUGAUAAGUUUCCACAAUUGCAGCCUUGAUGCCAAAAUCAAGAUGAAUUUGGAGGCUCAAGUUGUGGAAAAUCCAACUGAAACAAAGAAACCAUCAGCAAAGAGCAAGGAGAAAACAACAGAGCCAAAAGCUAAAAGGGAAAAGAAACUGAAGAACCCAAAUGCUCCUAAACGUCCUCCUACUGCGUUCUUCGUGUUCAUGGAUGACUUUAGACAGACAUUUAAGGCUGCAAAUCCUGAUUGCAAGAGUGUCUCCACGGUUGCUAAGGAGGGUGGUGAGAAAUGGAAGUCCAUGACUGAUGAGGAGAAAAAGCCAUACCAGGAUAAGGCUGCAGAGCUCAAAGCAGCAUAUGAAAAGGCAUUGAAGUCUAACACUGAUACUGAUGAAAACGCCAAUGAUGAAGAUGAUGAGCCAGAGAAGGAAGUGAAGGAAGAGAUAGAAGUAGUUGAGGGAGUGAAGGAAGAGAUAGAAGAUGAUGAUGCAUAGAGCUUUGGGUGUUUGAAUUGUGUAGCUAGCUAUCGUCCAGAUUUUGAAAUGACUAGUUUCAAGCUUGUGUAAAUUUUGAUCAUUGCAAAUUAGUUUAACUAGAAGUGAUAUAUGGAAAUUUAUGGUUUAGGUCUUGCUCA
Molecule: messenger RNA, 865 nt
Organism: Lycium barbarum (goji berry)
Lineage: Eukaryota; Viridiplantae; Streptophyta; Magnoliopsida; Solanales; Solanaceae
Product: high mobility group B protein 7-like
Exons: 8
Coding region: 75-725 (216 amino acids)
Source: RefSeq, a predicted model, not a curated record